Molecule: messenger RNA, 1196 nt
Organism: Sorex araneus (European shrew)
Lineage: Eukaryota; Metazoa; Chordata; Mammalia; Eulipotyphla; Soricidae
Gene: PEX16
Product: peroxisomal biogenesis factor 16
Exons: 11
Coding region: 164-1174 (336 amino acids)
Biological process (GO): peroxisome organization
Cellular component (GO): peroxisomal membrane
Source: RefSeq, a predicted model, not a curated record
UCAAGAGACGGGGUGGAGGGAGACUCAAUGGCUCUCCCUCGGCCUGCGGAAGUCAAGCCGCCGAGAGGCGGGCCUACGACCGGAAGCAGGAAGGAGGGCGCAGGAAGCAGGCCCCGCAGCCGGGGACCGGCCGUCGGUGCGCGGGUCUGGCUGGUCGGGCAGGAUGGAGAAGCUGCGGCUCCUGGGUCUCCGCUACCAGGAGUACGUGACUCGUCACCCGGCCGCCACGGCCCAGCUGGAGACGGCAGUGCGGGGCCUCAGUUACCUGCUGGCAGGUCGCUUCGCUGAUUCACACGAGCUGUCCGAGCUGGUGUACUCAGCCUCCAACCUGCUGGUGCUGCUCAACGACGGCAUCCUCCGCAAGGAGCUGCGCAAGAACCUGCCCGUGCCGCUGUCGCAGCAGAAACUGCUGACAUGGCUGAGCGUGCUGGAGUGCGUGGAGGUCUUCAUGGAGAUGGGGGCCGCCAAGGUGUGGGGCGAAGUGGGCCGCUGGCUGGUCAUUGCCCUCAUCCAGCUGGCCAAGGCGGUGCUGCGGAUGUUCCUGCUGAUCUGGUUCAAGGCUGGCCUCCAGACCUCGCCACCCAUUGUCCCGCUGGACAGGGAGGCCCAGGCGCAGUCCCUGGACAGUGACCACAGCCCCGGUGGCCCGGAGCAGUCCUACGUGGGGAAACGGUCGAGCCGCGUGGUGCGCACCCUCCACAACACCCCAUCCCUGCACUCAAGGCACUGGGGGGCCCCCCAGCAGCGGGAGGGGCCGAAGCAGCCGCCCCCGGAGGAGCUGAGUGUCAACCCCACCCCGCUGGGACUGCAGGAGACAAUCGCCGAGUCCUUGCACAUCACCCGGCCCCUGCUGCACUUGAUUAGCCUGGGCCUCUGCGGUCAGCGGUCGUGGACGCCCUGGCUCCUGUCUGGGGUCGUGGAUGUGACCAGCCUGAGCCUCCUGAGUGACAGGAAGGACCUGACGCGGCGGGAGCGGCAGGAGCUGCGGCGCCGCACCAUCCUCCUGCUCUACUACCUCCUGCGCUCGCCCUUCUACGACCGCUUCUCCGAGGCCAGAAUCCUCCUCCUGCUCCGGCUGCUGACCAACCACGUCCCGGGCCUUGGCCUGGUCGCAAGGCCGCUCAUGGAGUACUUGCCCACCUGGCAGAAAAUUUAUUUCUACAGUUGGGGCUAACGUACAUCUUGGGGGGGGUGGG